Molecule: messenger RNA, 2493 nt
Organism: Aaosphaeria arxii CBS 175.79
Lineage: Eukaryota; Fungi; Ascomycota; Dothideomycetes; Pleosporales
Exons: 1
Coding region: 206-2041 (611 amino acids)
Source: RefSeq, a predicted model, not a curated record
AUCAUCUACGAGUCAAAUUGAGGCAGAAAUACUAUUCCUUCGACAAGAUGUUACCUUACUACACGGAAAUCAUUCCAGCCUGUCGUCGAAUGUGGCACAACUGAGCUUAGACUUGAAGGAUAACGGCAGCCAACUCAUUGCAGGCACACAGGCCGCGGAGACAAGAUGGAAGCGCCUCGAAUCACAGACUCAAAGAAAUGAACGCAUGUUCUCAGCUGCGCUUGAUUGGCUCUCUCAACUCCCGCUCCUCUUAAUCAGCGGUCCGAACAACACUGGUCCCAGGAAACUCAUAUUGAACCCCUCUCAAGUUACUGCCCAAUCUUCGGAUUGGCAAACCAUGCUUAUGGAUUAUUCCAACAAGGAGGAUGAUGAUGACGACGACGAGUUCUUUGAUUGUGUUUCCGUAAUGUCUGCAGUGGAAAAAGCGCUUACGCCUACUGUGAGUGGAUUAGAGUCAUCUUCGAGGUUUUAUCCAGAGCAGUACACGAUCAAUACAGCAACGCUCCAGAGGAUUCACGUGAUAGCAAUGGUACCUCAGCGAGAGACUGCCUUAGGCCGGAUCGACUCAUUCUACUUCUGGUACAACGAAGGGCCGCGGAAAUGGCGAAGAAUUAUCGCGAAUGUCCAUGUGAGUCGUGAUUCGCGACAUUUCGCGGCCACGGUUGUUGCUAGUCCGGACGAUUUCUUCAAGAACCUCGAUUUGUUACCAGCGCCUUUGCAAUUUGCGUUCACCAAGCUGCUCGACAAUACUACAUUGAAACAUGCGGUUACUCGGCUGGACCUCAGCCUCGAGGAUCGGCCGUCCGAACAGAAUAUGUGUGACAUUCGCCCGCAAGGGGGUGAAGUUCAGCCCCUGGAGCCGGAGGCAACAAAGUAUUUAGACAUGUGCUCAGACAUCGGCACUCCCAUAUAUACCGAAGAUGAUGUCGUCACGUAUAGCUCGGCAACUUCAACUCUGUAUGUCGUUUCUCUCGGUACCAAACUUUGCAUUGAGCGAAGGCUACCUUUUGAUAGCAAUGCUAUGGCAAUUUUCUGGCAGAAUCUUAAGCUAUUGCAUUGCAUGGCAGAGUCCACUGCCGUCAUAUCAUUGGUUGGUGUUGUGGUCCAUGAGAACCGUAGUCAACCUCGUGGGUUUUUGUACGAAUAUCUGAGAUACCAGUCAAUAGGCACUUAUCUGGAAGAUGCUGACCUUGAUGGCGAAACAAUACCAUGGGCUCGCCGAGAAAAGUGGGCGAGACAGAUCGUCCAAAGUAUCGCCGAUUGUCACGCCAGAGGAUUUACGAUCGGAGACACAGGUUGUCUGCGGGUUUUUGGACUAGAUCCAUACGACGAUGCAAAACUGGUCCGCAUUUUUGGACUGACUCCUUCUCAACAUACGUGCGACUCUAUACCGCCAGAAUUACGGUCCAACAGCCAAAGCAAAGUGCCAUACAAGACAGCCGAAUGGACCACCCGGUGCGAUCUCUUCCGUCUUGGACAGUGUUUGUGGAUGCUUGCUCAGCGAAAAGUGAAAGUUUGCAGCCAGCUUUGCCCAUCGCUUACUUGUUCCUGCGACUCAUGCUGCACUCUGCCUAGCGACAAUAGUGACGCUACAAUGGGUCAAAGUCUACAGGACGCACCUUCCUACUACAAGCACUUAAUAAGGGUCAGCUUAUCAUCUAAUCCAAACGAACGACUUCCAGCCUCGACUCUCCUGAAUCUUUUCCCGCCAGUUCAUUCACCCUUCGGAGCGAUGACCAAGCAGUCAACACCCGCGCCUGCCAAAGUCUGGCCAGCAUUCUCAAAUCCCUCGUUCUGGUGCGACAUUUGCGACAUGAAAGUCAGCGGCGACCUGUAUCAUUGCGGGAUCUGCAACGACGGGAACUAUGACAUCUGCGCUCCCUGCAUCAGCGAUGGGCUUCAUUGCAAAGACACUGAACACCCGUUGGUCAGACGAGCCGUCUCGAAUGGCGUUCUUGUCAGUCUUUCUGAUUACGAACUGCAAGUGCGGGACAAGAGCAGCAAUGCCAUCGUUGAGCCUGUUCUUAUGCAGAUGAAAUGAUGUCAUUUACGUUUUACGUUGUUUAAUAUUUGUUAUUCUCUUCAUACCUGUAUCAUGUUCUCGUAUCCCGGCGACGAUCUUCGAUUUUCUUUCUACUAUGUGUAACGAUCAUUAUAUCUUGUUCUAAUCGUAUUCCUUUUUUAGUAUGAGUAUUGCGCAGGGGAAAUCACCCCAUUCCUUGGGCCGCCUACACAAUAUAUUGACUUUCCGUAUUACGUUGGCGAUCUUCAUCUUUCUCUAUCACCUCGCGUUGUACACGACUUCGUAUUUCGGGGAAGUGUAUCCAGAGAAGCCGGGUAAAAUGGGCGGCCGCAACGCAAAAAUUUUAAAGCCCGGAUUUUGCUUCCAGGAAAGCGAGAAAAGCGAGACGAAAAUCUAUGAAUUACGGAUUGGUUUUCUUUGUAAGAAUGGGAAAUUAUAUAAAUUGAGUGUUAUCUGGACCUUUUUCGGCC